AUGCCCCCUCUCCUUCAGAGUGGGGAAGAACUUAAAAAAGAAAUAGAUGUAUUGAAUGCUGAAAAAUAUGAAAAUGAUACUUUAAAUGAUUCAGAAAACUUUGUACAUAUUGAAAAAAAUGUAGAUUUUAGAGAUAGUUCAAAGGGCAGACCUUACAAUUUUAAGUUAAGAAAGUUAUAUUAUUUUUUUAUCAGUAAUAAUAUUGGUGUGCAGCAUAUUUCUCCUGUUGUUGAAGCUGUUUUAAAUAUUUUUGACAUUAAUGUAAGAAAUUUACCAAGUAAAAGUACAACUGCAGUUUUAUCAAGUGAAAUGGGUGUCGUGUCAAGGAAUCAUAUGAAAGAAGAGCUUUUAAACAGUGAAAAUAUAACAAUGCAUAGAGAUGCAACUACAAAAAAAGGGAAACAUUUUUAUGCCUUACAAUUUAAUACAGGAAAUAAAUUUUUAACUGGUGGUAUUAGAGAAGUGUCUGAUGGCAAGGGAGAAACUUAUGUUAAUAGUACUAAAGAAAUGUUAUAUGAUAUUUCAGGUAAAGAAAGUGAUCAAAAAAGUAUUUUAGAAUCUGUAUCUUGUUUUAUGACAGAUAGAAGUUCUACUGAACAAAAAGUUAAUUGUAUUUUAUCAAGUGAAAUUUCUCAUGAUGUUCAUUCUUUUAAAUGUUCUGUGCACCCUCUUUUACAAUUUUCAGAUGUUUGUUUACAAGAAUUUUAUGAUAUUGAAAAAGAAUUAAAUAUUCAUUUUGAUGGACAUUGUAGUACACCAAAGGAUCCUUAUGUUAUGUUUAUUUUAAGAUGUGUAUCAAAAUUGUUUUUUAAAGAUGGAGUGGGUGAUCCACAUUUUACUCGUAUAUUUGUUAGAAGUCAUGGAACAGACAAAGUCCCUCUUAUGGACACAAGAGGAAAUCGUUUUAAUUUGUGUUUUUAUAAUGCUGCUGGUGCAUUUUUUAUUCAUAAACUUCUAUUACAAUAUCUUUUAUCCUCAAAAAGUUCUUUUAAUUUUGUUAUGAAUGCUAUUGUUUCUGCAUUGCAGAGCAAAUUAUUUUUAACAAUUUUAAGAGCUCUUGGUAUUAUUUGUAAAUUUUUAACUGAACCAUACUGGAAAAAGACUUUGGAAGUAUCGAGUAUUGCAAAUAUGAGCACUGUCUAUCAGAGAUUUUUAUAUGUUUUAAAUGUUAUUAAUGAAAACCCUUCUGUAUUGUUGAAUCGGGAAAUUAAACUAUUUGAAGGUCCAGAUUUUUAUGAUCCUGUGUGUGAUUUUUUAUACUCUGUGUCAGUAAAUGAUGAUCUUACCUGUGUUUUUAUUAAGAGAUGUACUACUGUUUUAAUAGCCAAGGCAAAGAAGUUGUUUGCAGAUUUUUUAGAUGGAGGGAAAUAUUUUAAUGCAUGUUCAAAGAAUUUUUUUAAAGAAUGUUCAUCCUGUUCUACAAAUAAUAUCAGUAUUGAAAGACUAAUGGGUCAAUUAGAUUUUAAAGUGAAAUAUGCUGCCACAUCAUCUGUAAAUACUAUUGAGAGUGUUUUAAUGUUUAACAAUAAUGAUACUAUAAAUUGGUUGGCAAAGAAAAGUGAGGAUAAUCAGAGACAAAUUAUUAAUAAUGCAAGAAAAGAAAGUAGAACAUUUUUAUUAGAAAAUAGAAGAAGAAAAGAAGAUUUAUUACAGAAACAUUUACAAAUUAUAAGAGAAAAGGAGGAAGAGACAAAGAAGAAGAAGGAACGACAGACUGAAGCAAUUGACAAGGCAUUAGAGGAUAUUAAUAUUCAUGGACUGUGGCAAUCGGAGGAGGAGAUAAGUCAUAGAUUAAGUCAACUAAAAACAAAGAAAGAGAAAAUGACAGCCUUGAAGACCCAGAUUAAUAUAUAUAAAAAGAAAUGGGUUUAUAAACAAGGAAUUUGA
Molecule: messenger RNA, 1887 nt
Organism: Saccostrea echinata
Lineage: Eukaryota; Metazoa; Mollusca; Bivalvia; Ostreida; Ostreidae
Exons: 3
Coding region: 1-1887 (628 amino acids)
Molecular function (GO): 3'-5'-RNA exonuclease activity
Source: RefSeq, a predicted model, not a curated record